ACACAGUUACCUCAGAACUGAAAUAUUCCUGGAAACACCGGCCUUGUCUGGUUAAUUUCAUGAGCCGUUUUUCUGCCCAGAUGACUUCGCUCUUGUUUUUCCAGAGGCUUCUCCCUGUGCCGUCCCUGUGUAGGGAGCCAGUCCUCCCCAGGGAUGUCCCACAGGGCCCAGACAGGGAGGGAAGAACAAGGCCCAGAACUGGGUUCCUGACCCCCGCCCCACCCUCUGUGGGCCAGGCAGAGCCAGUCCUCGAACCCUGGCUGGCAGGGCUGCCCAGAGCACGGUGGGGUAAAGAGCCGAGCCUAGCUCCUCACUGCCGAUUCUGCCAGGACCCUCGGCGUCAUCACUGACUGAGGAGGAGACCGGACUUAGUCCCAGAAGGGCUGCUCCCUGCUCAGCAGGUCUCCAGCCCCUGAAACUAAUCCCUCACUGUGCCCAUAGGAUCCUGGGCACUCAGCCAGACAGCGGCUGAGGGCAGCAGAGGAGAAGGGCCUGGAGUUGUCUGGGGAUGUGAAGAACAGGGAAUAGAAAGGAACUCAGGGGGACUUCCCUGGUGGUCCAGUGGUUAAGACUCAACACGUGUACUGCAGGGGGCACGGGUUUGAUCCCUGCUUAGGGAACUAGGAUACCCCUAGUGCUGCUCAGCGCAGCCAAAAAAAGUGGGGGGAGGAGAAAGAAGGGAACUCAGAGUCAGCAAGAGCUAGGGGUGGAAAGGAAGGAUGAGGAGAGGACCAUUUGGGAGGGAAGCCACAGGCUACAGAUGGAGAAGAGGAAGAGGGGAGCCUGUCUCCCCAGGCAGCAGUUAUGGGUCUGGCCCUGCCUUCUGUCCUAAAACACACGUGGGUGGGGCACGUGUGUGCGUGCGUGCGUGCAUGCACACACACACAUAUUCUCAAACAAGAGCCCUUCACUCAGGACGGCAGAUUCCCUGAGACUAGAGGCACGCUGUUAUCACGCUCUAUCAGUGCAGCCGGUGCCAAUGCAUCUGAAAGAGCCAGACCGACCAGCGGGCCACUGCAGAAGGUCCCAGCUGAGUCCUGCCCUCCACAGAGACCUUCCAGACUGUGUGAAUCCUAAGCUCUCCGAGGCUGCAACCCUCUCUAAACCCCUGACCCAGCAUAUGACUAAGUCUAAACCAACCUGGUCUUAAUUCUUCCUAACUCCACACUUACCAUUACUCUUCAGUACAAUCAACUUGUUAAACCUGUAUCCAACUUAUUUCUGUCAAAGCAACAUAUAUCAUUGUAGAAAAUUUGACAGGAUAUAAUCAAAACUAAAAAAAGGAAACCACUGUCGACCUCACAGCUCCCCAAGCUCAAAACCCAAACUAGCCCUACUGAGUGACAUUCCGUGUAUCACCCCAUCACACAGCUACAUCAACAAAUGCACAAACUUCAGCCCUAGCCAACCCUCUGCCUGCCCAAACCUAACCACAUCCCCCAGCUGGACUCAAACCUCAACCACACUCAGUCAGCCAGAUCCCAAUAAACUAACCUGAAACUUUAAAAGGAACCCAGUCCUUAAACCUAACCUAGCCCAGUGCCAAUUACAGCCUUACUCUCUCCUAACCCUCAUGGCCAUUGCCAAUCCCAAGGCCCACUGAAUCCUGGUCUAGUGCUCUUGACCUUGAACCUCACCUAAAACCUGGGAACAUCAUGUUUCCCAACGGUCGAGUCUGCCCUCACAGCUCUGACCCCUGGCCUCUGAUAUCCUGCGGGGCCCAAACUCUUCAGCAUCAUCAGUGGACAAGCUGCUGCUGCUAAGUCGCUUCAGUCGUGUCUGACUCUUAGCGACCCCAUGGACUGCAGCCUACCAGGCUCCUCCAUCCAUGGGAUUUUCCAGGCAAGAGUACUGGAGUGGGGUGCUAUUGCCUUCUCUGCAGCGGACAAGUGGGACUCAUCAAAUACAUCACAUGCUGUCUCUGCCCCACCCCCACCUUGUUUUCAUGGCAGACCGAUCCCCAGGUCUCAUUCAGGUCUAACUUUCCCCCAUCUGAUACCCUAGAUGAGCAUGGGGCAAAUCUCACUGCAGCCGGCCUCUCAGAGCGAGCACCACAUUUCCUUCAGUCUAAUGCGACCCUGCACUUUCCACGCGCCGGAAUCAAAUCCCGGAAUGUACCACCCACCCGAGCCAGCCCCAUGUCCUUCAGCCCGCCCAGCCCUGGUGUCCACAGCUACACCUUGCCUCUGACCCUGAUGGCCUGACCCUGCGUCCUGCCUCUGGCUUGACUCCCACUCGUGGCUGCCUCUUGGGACUCGUGGGGGAUGCUCGCGUGCCUGUGCACCGUGCUCUGGCAGGUCCCUGCGGUGCCAGCCCUCAACCGCACCGGAGACCCGGGGCCCGGCCCCUCCAUCCAGAAAACCUAUGACCUCACCCGCUACCUGGAGCACCAGCUCCGCAGCUUGGCUGGGACCUAUCUGAACUACCUGGGCCCCCCUUUCAACGAGCCUGACUUCAACCCCCCUCGGCUGGGGGUGGAGACUCUGCCCAAGGCCACUGUCAACCUGGAGGUGUGGCGAAGCCUCAACGACAAACUGCGGCUGACCCAGAACUACGAGGCCUACAGCCACCUCCUGUGCUACCUGCGGGGCCUCAACCGCCAGGCCGCCACGGCCGAGCUGCGCCGCAGCCUGGCCCACUUCUGCACCAGCCUCCAGGGCCUGCUGGGCAGCAUCGCAGGCGUCAUGGCAGCUCUGGGCUACCCGCUGCCCCAGCCUCUGCCCGGGACUGAGCCCACCUGGGCCCCUGGCCCUGCCCACAGUGACUUCCUCCAGAAGAUGGACGACUUCUGGCUGUUGAAGGAGCUGCAGACCUGGCUCUGGCGCUCGGCCAAGGACUUCAACCGGCUCAAGAAGAAGAUGCAGCCUCCAGCCACCGCGGUCACCCUGCACCUGGAGGCCCGUGGCUUCUGAUCUCUGACCACCCUCUACUCCCCCUCCUCCUUCCAGCCCUGCUCCCACUCUAGGAGGGAGAAACGCGUACACCAACACUUGUUGAGCCAGGAGACAGAAGCCGUGAGCCUCUAGCCUCCCUGGACUUGGAGGAGGGUGUGAUGCAAUAAGGCCCAUCCCCUCCUGGCCUCCCUAAGUCCUACGGGUCUGAGGAAGAGGUGCAAUAGGCCCCAUCCCAUUUCCACAGGACAUCAUGCUCAAGGGCACCCAGAGUGGCUGCAGUCGGUGUGAGGCUCUUGCAGCUUCCUGCUUCCUGCCCACCACUUGCCAGCGCCCACCCACCCCCUCAAGUGGCACUUCCAGGAAGCAUGCCUGUAGGGCAGGGACAGGGGGGCACCAUCACAUGUGCCUUUCUGGGGUGAAACCCUUUGGCUGCCCUGCUCUCCUUAGAUGGGUGUUGCUCCCCCACCCCUCAAACAACUCAAUACAUCCAGUUCAGGAAACGCACGGUGGCCAAGUCCAGAUGGAAGAGAUGUGAUGAAAAAUGGAAGAGGUGGGGUCUGCAAUGGAGGUAAUACAGAAAGCAGAGGGGCAGGGACAGACUGGACCCAGGGGUCACCAAGGCGAUCCGUGGCACAGGGUGUCAUCCAAAAGGACACGGCCUUGAAUUUUCUUGCCAGCUUCAGGGUGCCUCCCCUCCGCCCCCUUUCCCAGGGUAUCUGUGGGUUGCCCAGGCUGGGGAGGGCAACCACAGCCACAGCCACAGAAUUUCCUGAAAGUUUACAUUGCGGUAGCAUUUCAGGGUACGGGGGCAGCUCCCCUAGGCCCUGCCCCCCAGCCCCACCCAACUCAUGACUCUUUUAAGUUUGUUGUAUUAAUAUUUAUUUAUUUGGAGAUGUUAUUUAUUAGAUGAUAUUUAUUGCAGAAUUUCUAUUCUUGUAUUAACAAAUAAAAUGCUUGCCCCAGAA
Dama dama (fallow deer) is the source of this 3859-nucleotide messenger RNA. RefSeq names its product cardiotrophin like cytokine factor 1 (gene CLCF1). The coding region runs from base 2265 to 2912 and encodes 215 amino acids. The record is from RefSeq and is a predicted model, not a curated record. NCBI's taxonomy places the organism in Eukaryota, Metazoa, Chordata, Mammalia, Artiodactyla, Cervidae. The transcript has 3 exons.